GUUGGUUAGGCAGGAUCUGAACAUAGCAAACCUAACGCGCCCCGUCCAAAAAAGUUGGCAGAAGACUAAUGAGCCGUGGGAACAAUUGUGAUCAUUUCUUGAGGUUUUGAAGACCUCGACUUCACGGUCGUGGCACACGAUGGCGCCCAUAAAAAAGACCAAGGCUUUGCCCAAGGUCCGCUCUUCUGGAUCCAAGGAACCAACACUGAAAAAAGUGAAAGGCGAGAACUUUUACCGCAAUGCAAAACAAGUCGGCCGUCUCAAGAUGCUGUCGGGGGGAAAGGCCAUCCGGGAUAAGGAUGGCAAGAUAAUUCAGGCUGCUGCGUUUCAGAAGGGAGAAGACGAGACAAAACCUGGGAGAGUUCAGCCCGAUCGUAGAUGGUUUGGCAAUACACGAGUGAUCUCACAGACAGCUCUUGAUCACUUCAGAACGAGCCUCUCGACGAAGAAAGAUGAUCCAUACUCAGUGCUACUCCGUCGAAAUAAACUACCCAUGGCGCUCUUGGACGAUGCGUCCAACCCUAAUACCCGAAAGCGAUCCCACAUCGUGGAAACAGAACCUUUCAGCGAGACGUUUGGACCCAAGGCACAGCGCAAGAAGGCCAGACUUGACGUUGGCACUUUCGAGGAACUAAGUAAACUGGGCGCAGCUGCAGCGGAAGAUGCUGAACAAGUAGCCAAUGAUCUAGAAAUAGCGCAGUCUUUGGACGCCUCCGGGCCGCAAACCCACGCAGACUAUAUUGAACCCAUUUUCGCUAAAGGAACGUCAAGGCGCAUCUAUGGGGAGCUGUACAAGGUGAUAGACUCCUCAGACGUUAUACUGCAUAUCCUUGAUGCUCGCGAUCCCCUUGGCACCAUGUGUGAAUCUGUGCUCGAGUACAUGAAAAAAGAGAAAGCGCACAAACAAGUUGUCCUUGUCAUCAACAAGUGUGACUUGGUGCCUAAUUGGGUUACUGCAAGGUACAUUCAACAUCUAACACCUCGAUACCCUACGAUUGCCUUUCACGCGUCACCGAAUCACUCGUUUGGCAAGGGCUCUUUGAUUCAGCUCCUUCGCCAAUUCUCCCAGCUUCAUUCGGAUAAGAAGCAAAUUUCCGUUGGAUUUGUUGGAUACCCAAACGUAGGCAAGAGCAGCGUCAUCAAUACCUUGAAGAGUGGUAAGGUCUGUCGUGUUGCACCUGUGCCAGGAGAAACCAAGGUUUGGCAGUAUAUCACAUUGACCCGGCGGAUAUAUCUCAUCGACUGUCCGGGUGUCGUCCCUACGUCCGCAAAUGAUUCCCAAACGUCCACUGUCCUCAAAGGUGUUCUACGCGUUGAAGCCCUUCCCGUGCCGUCUGAGCACAUCCCCACUCUUAUGUCGCGCGUAAAGCCGUUGUAUCUCUCGCGAACAUAUGGUGUUCCUCUUCCAUAUCCUGACGAUCCAUCUCGCUUCUGGGAUCCGGAACAGUUCUUGGACACUCUUGCGCGGAUGAAGGGACGCUUAUUAAAAGGAGGCGAGCCAGACGUAGAUGGCGUUGCUAAAAUCAUACUGAGCGACUGGGUGAGGGGCCGAAUACCAUUUUUCGUGCCUCCCCCUGAGCGGUCGGAGGAGCUCAACAAAACUGAAGCUAAGUUGAAGGCGAGAAGCAAGGGCAAAGAGAAAGCUGUCAAGGGCGAGACCGAGGUGUUGGCGGUCAAGCAGAAUUUGAAGACCAUUGUGCAGAAGAACACGUUCCUUGCUGAGGACACUGAAGAGGAUGAAGAAGUUUCCGGUGCCCCAGGAGAUAAUGCAUCAAAGGAAGGGGAUGAAGGGAGCGAACUCGGUAGCGAUGAAGGCAACGAUGACGAUGACGAAGAAUUGUCUUGGAACGAUGUCUUCGACGAUAAGAACGAGCCGGCAAGCCAAGGUAUUGAAGAUAAUUUGUUUUCGGCCGAGCAAGGUGACACACCCGAUGUAGAGGACACUGCGCUGACGAAGAAGCCACGCAUGAAGACGAACAAGAAAAAGGCAGAGAAUUUUUACACAAACACCAAUGUGAAGAACAAAAAUCGCAACAAAGCGGCUCUGAUGAAGUCUCUUCCUGUGGGCAAGAAGGGUGAAGGACGGAAACGGCGCUGAUACUUGACUAGAUAUGUUACUGCUGUGCAGAUGAAUUGUUUUACUGCCAUCAAACGUUCACCUAUUUUGAGCGUGGAUCAAGUCGGACUAACGCAGAAAAGCUAAAACAAAUCUUCCUCCGCGCUUUCUCCGACUCGUCAUGUCUAUCAGCAACGUUCAUAGCAUUGACAGGCACGCUUGUGGUCUGAAGAGGAUACUAGCUCCAACGUAUGAGCCGGUUUCGUGAAAAUGGCCGAAAUCUGGUACGAGGAUUGCGUGGGAAAGAAAGCAUAGAAGCU
Suillus paluster is the source of this 2376-nucleotide messenger RNA. RefSeq names its product NUC091 domain-containing protein. Gene Ontology annotation, molecular function: GTP binding. The coding region runs from base 140 to 2098 and encodes 652 amino acids. The record is from RefSeq and is a predicted model, not a curated record. The transcript is spliced from 9 exons. Gene Ontology annotation, cellular component: nucleolus. Lineage: Eukaryota; Fungi; Basidiomycota; Agaricomycetes; Boletales; Suillaceae.